AUGAAUGCUAAUGCUCUUAUUCCUUCAUCACCACAAGAUUUGGGAUCUUUUGCAUCAUCCUCGGGGUCCUUCAAUUCAACAUCAAAGAUUUAUUAUGUAAUGUCGAAAUGGGUGAAUGACAUUGCUCGAUGUACUCUGCAACUCACCACUUCUCCGAAUGUCAUUCCCGUUUCAAUUUUGGGUCAAUAUCUGCUCGUCCUUCUCUAUUCAUGGUACUUUUUGGAUUACUGUUCCUUUGCAGUGGUGGCCGUCACUUGUCUCAUAGGUGGGUUCAAAGGUCGGAAAUAUAUCAAAGUGUUUAGUCGAGACAGUCACUUGGUUCCUACGACUGUAAUUGAGGAACGAAAUCGUCUCAUCGUCUGCCUCAUUCUCUUCUCCAUACGUUACUAUUUUCUUUCUCAAAUGAAAAUUGUCAUUAUUCCCUUGUAUUUCAUUUCAGUCAUGACCACCACUAUUUUACGAAGGAAUAGUCUUUGGUGGUCCAUUGCACCCAUGCUCUUUGUCUUUUCUCAAUUCAUCAUUGAAACAAGUACUCAGUUAUUAAGGGAAGGAUGGAAUGCAAAGAGUGUUCAAAUAUGUACAGAAAACUUGUCCUUUGUCAUUGUGAUUCUGCUAUUUACUUUCUUCACCAUCACAACAGGGAUGAAUCUAAAGAGCAAACUGAACAAGUUGGAACAAACGAGUGAACAAUUAGAACAAGCACUGAGUGCCAAACAAACUUUUUUAAGACACAUUAGUCAUGAAUUUAGAACACCAUGUCUCUCUUCAUUGGGAAGCGUCGAACUCUUGAAAGAAACCACUCUCACGGAAUAUCAGAGAGAUUUGGUCGAAACGAUUGCGUCAGCAGAUGGAAUUUUGUUGAAUUUAAUUGAAGACAUUUUGACGUUGGCUAAAAUUGAACAUGAAAAAAAGUUGGAAGAGAAGGAAGAAAUUGUCGACACUUCAAAAUAUGUUCAAGAAUUUAGUUUGGGACAUUGUGUGAAAAUGAUUGGAAAUAUUAUCAAGAGUUAUUCCACACAAUUCAAUGUGAAUGUUUUGGUCAAAAUUGAUGAAAUGACCAAAGAUAUUGUUGUGAGAGCAAAUCAAACAAGAAUUCAUCAAAUUAUUUCAAAUUUAAUGACAAAUGCAGUGAAAGCCUCAAAAUCAGGAGAUGAUGUUGAAUUGAUUUGUGAAACGAAUUGCAAUGAAAAGAAAUUGGUGAAUGGAGUGAUGGAACAAGAUGUGAUUUUCAAAGUGAAAGAUCGAGGAGUUGGAAUUCCAAAAGAGAAACAACAAGUCAUAUUUGAACCUUUUUCUCAAUUACAUAAUGUGAAUGAAUCGAUUUAUCCAAGUUCUGGUCUUGGAUUGAACACUGUGUUGCACAAUGUCACUUCCAUGAGAGGAACUAUUCAUCUGGAAUCUGAUGUUGGAAAAGGUUCUGAAUUCACAGUCACUCUGCCACUUGAAAUUGUACCUUCUCCAUCCUUAGUCAAUAGUCCAAUGACUUGUAGUUUAGAAGAAGAACAGUUGAAGAAACAGCUCACAAAUCCUGGGGUUUCCGAAUCCGUGGACAUCGAUCCAUCUCUAAAGAAACAACUCUCCAUUCAAGAGAAUUAUUUGAAAUUAUUUGCUACUUCGGACCGAACUGUUGUGUCCAAGAAUAAUGCUCAGAUCAUCAUUGCCGAUGACAAUGCCAUUAAUCGAAAGGUCAUUGUCAAGUUGAUUGAAAGUUUGGGAUAUGAGACCGAUGCAGUGUGUGAUGGAAAGCAACUCAUUGAGAACAUUGAUGAGAAGAGACACAAAUUAGUAUUUACAGAUAUUAAUAUGCCAAAUUUAAAUGGAUUGGAAGCAGCAAAAUUCAUUAAGGCCAAAUUCAAAGAUCGUAUUCAUAUUGUAGCACUCACAGGAGAUGUCUUGUUGGAAACACCUCCAUCCAUUUUUGAUUCAGUGAUUACGAAACCAUGUCGGAAAGCAACACUCAAGAAAUGCAUUGAAAGUAUUCCAUCUCUCAUAGCUUGUAAACAUGAUGAUUGA
This is a messenger RNA of Naegleria lovaniensis, 2013 nucleotides long. RefSeq lists its product as uncharacterized. Bases 1 to 2013 code for a protein of 670 amino acids. Lineage: Eukaryota; Heterolobosea; Eutetramitea; Acrasida; Naegleriidae. The record is from RefSeq and is a predicted model, not a curated record. Gene Ontology annotation, biological process: phosphorelay signal transduction system; protein autophosphorylation. The transcript is spliced from 2 exons. Gene Ontology annotation, molecular function: histidine phosphotransfer kinase activity; phosphorelay sensor kinase activity.